This is a messenger RNA of Serendipita indica DSM 11827, 1710 nucleotides long. The record is from the annotation of a GenBank genome assembly. NCBI's taxonomy places the organism in Eukaryota, Fungi, Basidiomycota, Agaricomycetes, Sebacinales, Serendipitaceae.
AUGUCACAGAUUCCUGUCCCAAUUCCAACGCUCCCCAUCGCGUCGACUACAGCUGCUCAAAAUGCCCACAUCGCAUCCUUGAACACCCAAAUCGAACAGCUAGUUCACAAGAACAAUAAACUAGUCCAAUCUCAUGAAGAAGAACUUGCAGAGUGGGAGAAAAAGCUAGUCGAAGAACGACGACGGGGCGACAAUGCCGUUCGCAAAAUACAAGAAGCGAGCAAACGUGAAGUAGCAUCCUGGCACGAUGCUUGUGAGACGCUCCGCGUCGCAUCGCAUCAUGCAAUGGCAUCGAUGGAAUAUGCACAUGCCGUCACAAAGCACGAUUUACUAGACUUGGAGCACAAGAUGGACGCGCUUUCAACCGAAUUAAAGGUCAAGGACAUGUAUUUGCUCCGCCUAAAAGGGGCGGAAGAGGAUUUAAAGGAUCGACUCGAAUACGCAGAGAGAACAUAUGCUAGGCGGCUAGAAGCCCUCGUGUCUGAACUCGACGAGACCAAGCAAGAACUCAUCAAUUCCCGUAACAAGGUCGUUCUCAACGAGUCUCAGGAAACGUCUAAACUCGCAACCAAACUUAAAGAGGCUCAGAAAGAGUUGGACGAGACUCGUGCCGCAUUAACCAAGGCAAACGCUCAGAUAACCUCUUUGGAGUCUGUGGCCGAGCGUGCUCGUCUAGAGCUCAAAGAUGAAAAGAGAGAACGAAAAGAGCUAGAACGGGAAAUGAGAGAACUCAAGGACCAAGUUGCCGACUGGAAGCGACUGGAGACUCGAGAGGCUGAGACGGCCAAAGAGGGCAAGAAACGUGCUCGAGAGCUCGAAGUGACAUUGGCGGCGGAACGAAGUCGUCUCGAGGAGCUCGAACAAGAGCGCAAAAGGACGAGUUGGAACAAGAGCGAUGAAGCGAAGAAAGAAGCAAAGGCAGCGAGAAAGCUUCUUAAAGAGGCGAAACAAGAAGCCGCCGGAAAGGAGAAUGCACCAGAGAAAGUAUUUGAUCCCAAGCCGAAGAAACGACAGCGAGAAGUGGAGGAUGCCAGCGACGACGAGGGCAAGACGGUCAAAAAGUCUAAACCCACUGUUGAAUCGAAUCCUAAACGAGCGGUUUCGCCCGGUCCCUCGAAAGACGCCGCAAAGUCGAAACCAAAGUUCAAACGACCGACCAAGAAACAGGCAGAGGAAGAGCACGACUCGGACGACACUCUCUCAAAGCGCGCCAAAUUUAUCUCAAAGUCACUUGCAGCGGAUAAUGCAGAAGGUCGACGUGUCAUCAAGGGCGCUCUAGGUGAUACAUCCGAUGAAGAACCUAUCACCAAGCCCAAGACAAAGGCAAAGGCGAAGGCAGCUGCUAGCCGAAAGGAUGAGGGGAGUGAAGAAGUCUUUGACGUCGAUAGAAUCCCAGAAGCUUCUGACUCGGACGAUGAGCCACCCAAACCGGUUGGUCCCAAAGUCAAGAAGACGGCAAAGAAGAAAGAGGACAGCGAACCCUCCAAGCCCAAAGCAAAGGAGACGAAACAAGCCUCUGCUGCUCCAGAGCCUGCAAAGCCAAAGAAGAGAAUGUUGAACCUACUUGGGAAUACAACCGGUGCGAGUGCUGUUACCGCUUGGUGGGGCGCGAAGAACACCGACAACGAAUUCAAUAUACCGACGAUGCUUUCAUCGCCGGAAAAGGGCGAAGUACCGAGAGCAAAGUUUGGAUCUGGCCGAGGUUUCUAA